AUUGCCUAAAGGUGGAGUUAGAAAGCGGAUGUGGUGUGACAAAAGUUGUCAUCUCGUAGAGUUUACUUGAAGCAAAGUGGAAUAGUGUUCGCAACAAAAUGAUCAUUGAUAUUCAACUAUGUGGCUACAUUUUAGGAGUUGAAAGUGAAACUGCAUCGAAUCAGUGAAUUUAGGCAAUAGGUUAGUGGGUGAGGUGGGAGUAGCAACAUGCCGUUCCCACCCCCUCCACCACCACCUGGACCACCUCCACCACCUGUUUUUGGAGGCGGAACACCAAAACUUGCUGGUGAUGAAAGUAGGAAUCAACUGCUGCAGUCAAUUCGGAAGGGCACAACUCUAAAAAAAACUGUUACCUGUGAUCGAAGUGCUCCAAUAAUCUCAGGGAAAGUCAAAGGUUCAGACAGCAGUAGCAUUAAUGGAAGCACUAACUUCAGCAGCAGUAGCAGCACUAGAUUCAACAGCAGCAGCACAGAUUUCCCAAAAAACAAUGGCCUUGGUGGUCUUUUCAAGGGAGAAAUGCCGAAACUGCGACCAACUGGGAGACUAGGAGACACAGGCAGUGCAUUACAAAACAUGACUCAGUCAAGACAUUCUCCACCUGCCAGCAAUGCUAGACAGGAUUCCGACAGGCGUCCAUAUCCUUAUGACAUUAAAAACAGGGGUCCACCACCACAACCUCCACCUCCAUCUCAGAAGCCAUCAAUGCCAACAAGUGCAUCAGACUCCGUAUUGCAGACGGGAUCAGGCCGCUUUAACACAGGUGUACAGUCCUCAGGAAAUGGACCACCGUCUUUACCCAGCAAGCCUCCUGUUGGAAGCUAUGGAAAACCCAAUGUUGCUCCAAAACCUCCAUCUGCCAAUUCUCCUGGAAAGCCCUCUCCUCCUCCAAAGAAACUUGUGAUGAAUGGUAGUAGACCAUCAGUGACACGUGCUCAAAGCAUGAGGGUGCCUCGUUCUCCACCGGUAGCCCCUCCAUUACCUGUAUUCCCCCCUGCUGGUAAAGAAUUGACAAGCUAUCAGAAAGGGACAAUGGUUCCACCCGCUUUUCACCAAUCGCAGGACUCAUUACAUCGAUAUCGUACAAACCCUCCUCCACCUCCACGCACUGCUACUCUACCGUCUAAUCUCAGUGGACAUAGUAUGAAGUCAGUUGCCCCUCUGCCCCCUCCAUCAACUCCUCCACCCCCUGCCCCCACUGUCCGUCCGCCAAGGCCACCACAAACUCGACCUCCUCCACCACCAUCACGGAUGGGUGCGCCGCAGUGCCCUCCCCCUCCACCUCCCACGACAGCGCCACCUCCACCACCACACAGAACGACUCCUGCUCCUCCACCUCCAUCAUCACAAGCCAGGCAGGCUCCUUCAAUUCCAUGUUCAGCUCCACCCCCACCACCAGUUAGAAAUUCGUCAAUGAGGAAUGGUAAUUCUCCAGUUUGUGGUGACAUAGAAACAAGAUUUGCUGACCAUUUUCAUGCUGUGCAUGAAUUUCCACCACCUCCACCAUUUAGGAAUGUUCCAAAAAUAUACAAUAGCAAAAAUGUGUUGAAGCAGCAAGCUUCGUUUUCAGCAAAGCAGCAAGCACCACUACCACCCAUGUUGCAGAUUGGCAAUAAAAUGUGGGCAAAUGAUAGUUCCACAUGUUAAUCUUGACUAGAAGUAACAGUAUUGAAUGAGGCAGCAGCAUCAUGGUCUCUUUCAGAAGGGAUUCUUUGGAAAUGCUGUUUGCUGCUUUCCUUUUUCUAAAAGUCAGAAGCUGGUGUGAUUAUACUUCCAUGGUGCUUUAAUCCCAGGAGACUGCAAACUUUGAAGAAUGUUAUAAUUAUGUUUUGUGUUUUUUUCUGGCUGUGGUUAAACUGCAUUCGUUAUUAAUGCCAUUGAGAGCAAGCACAAAAGUAUGUUUAAAUGUGACCUCAUUUUGGCUCAUCCUGUAUAGUGGCUAUGUGUUAACUGAAAGACUGACUGUUGUUUCUCUCUGUAUCAAAGUAUAUAUACAUAUAUAUAAAUAGCAAAGCAGUUGUUCACUGUUUAGUGCUUUGGUUUAAUACGUAGUGAGAAUAUAGCAGUUUGCUGUUUAUUAAAUUGAAACACUAUAUUUUAAAAUGACAGAUGACUAUACGUGAUUCUUAGUAGAACAGCAUUGUUGUCGUCUACUCAAAAAUGCUGAACAAGUUUUGGAAAAAAGAGUUUGGAUUAACUUUUAAUUGUGUACUUUACUAUUAGUUAACAGUAAUUGCUGUUUUUCAAAAGAAGAAAUGUUGAAGUAUACUUUAUAGUAUUGUUGUAAUUGUUUAUUAACUUAUUUUUUUUUUCAAGUGUAAAAUAUGUUUGUGCCUUUUGGUCCACAUAUUUACCUGCAAUCUGCUGCAGUUUAAGCAGCCAGCUGUGGUGUACAGUGCUUUAAAGUUGUUGAAGUUGGUCUGAUAUCUCUUUCAAAAUGCAUUAAUUUUUUUUAGUUCACUUGAACUGUAUAAUCUGAUAAAGCCACUAUAUUUGCAUAUAAAUUGCCCGCUAGAGUAUUUGAAAAAUUACCAAUUCUUUUAAGAAACAAAUAUUCUGUGCUUAUGUUACAGAUUGCACAUCUUUGAGUCUAUGCAGUGUUAUAUAUGUUGAAAUUAAUAAAAGCAGUAUAGGUGAAUGUCAUCAUAUGUAGUUCCACCAGUAAAACAUGUGCAUACUUCAGGAGGUGAUAUUUUAUAGAGAAAGUUGGUGAUUACAAAUUAAUGUGUUACACCUGGUAUUCUUCAAACAAACUCUCUGAAGUUUCGCUGUAUUUUAUAAGAUUGACAAACAUGGCCUGCAUCUUGGUCACAUACACAUGCUGCAUUGAAGUUUCAGGCACAGCCUUCACUGACAAAUAAUCCUUGUCAAUAAAAUGAGUAGUAAUUUGCAUUCAAAGUGAAACUGAAAAAGAAGAGGGUGGGGGUGGGUUGAAAAUGCAUUAUAAUAACUUCCAAGUUAGUGAAAUCAGUACGUGUUCUGAAAAAAAUCAAUAAAAAUUUUCUUGCAAUUUUCUAGUCAUAUUCUACUGUCAGUUGAUAACAGCAUUUUGAAUUUGUCAGUUGCCUAAUAAAAACUUUUUGGUGGUGUUUUUUUGUAUGGGAUACUGUUUAACAGAGAGAAAGACAGGUGUGAAGAUGCUAGUGGGUAAAAAAUGUAAUGAUUGUAUGGUGUUAUUGGCCAGGAGAUCCAGGCUGGAAUUGCUCGGCCACCUGGUGCGCUAAUGGGUUGAAUGUAAAAUCUUUACAUCACAUGCAUUGAAGUCUUGUGUAUCUGACUGGGCAAUUCAUGUCCAUAGGAUGGAGAAAAAAAUGGUGGGAAAUUUGUCUAAAGUUCUUUUUUACAAUUUUUAUUCAUUGCAGAUAAUAUUAUUUAUAGAUUGUUGCCUAAAUGGAGAGCUUUCUCUUGUCAUCUUAUGAAAGUAAUAUCAUAUCUCUCUCUCUCUCUCUCUCUCUCUCUCUCUCUCACACACACACACACACACACACACACACACACACACACACACACAA
Molecule: messenger RNA, 3509 nt
Organism: Schistocerca serialis cubense
Lineage: Eukaryota; Metazoa; Arthropoda; Insecta; Orthoptera; Acrididae
Product: WAS/WASL-interacting protein family member 2-like
Exons: 9
Coding region: 208-1644 (478 amino acids)
Molecular function (GO): actin binding
Source: RefSeq, a predicted model, not a curated record